CGUGACAGCCUCCCGCGGAAGCGCUUUUCGAUGCGAUCGCGCCUCUCUUUACACAGCGAAUAUUUCCACGCGAAAAGCGGCCGCGUGGCCAUGUUUUGCUCGCGUUAACACAGCAGCUGUCAGCCUGACCGUGUCUCAGGUAUGAGGGGGUAUCUGAAAACCCUGGGAUGGGUGUUUAAACUGCAGCCCAAAACCACAACCGUGGGAAGACACAAGGACUCGGACCUGUGUUUGGAGAACGGGAGCGUGGAGGAGCACCAUGCGCUCAUCGAGCUCGACGAGCAGGAGCGAUGCUUCGUGCUCCGCGACAUGAACUCGGCCCACGGGACCUACGUGAACAAGUGUCACAUCCACAACGCCGGCGUGCGCCUGUCCCCGGGGGACGAGCUGCACUUCGGCUACGGGGGGCCCACGUUCCAGCUGUGUGUGGAGUCCAUGCCGCAGGUACCUCCCCAGCUGUCUUGUCCUGCGGUUCCAAAACGCGUUGCCUGGCAGACUCCGGUCCAGCUUGUGGAGGAACCUCGGUCACUUUGCUCCUCCGUGUCCUCUCUGUGCUCCCAGUUUCCACACUUGGCCUCUUCUCCAGGCUCCAGGAGCCGUGGGGGGCCGGCCGCGGGACCCCGACCCCCCAGCAGGGGGCGUCCCGCCAACGCAGGAGCCACAAAAGCAAAGCUUGGACUCUCCGCAAACCAUGUGGUCCCUCCCCGCAGAGCAGGAAGUCAGAUCAGAAUAUCAGGUGGAGGAGACGCUCCGGGGAACGGCGAAGUGCUGCCCAGCCCUCACAUCCUGCAUCUUCUUCUCCAGGAGAAGGAUGAGCAGGCGCUGCGACUCGGAGACGAGGUGAGCCGCCUGGCGCCCUUCGAGAGCGAAUCGCACCGGAAGGACGGGGUGAUCGCCAGGCUGCGUGACCAGGUGUCUGUCCUCCGGCACCAGGUUACGCAGGCGACCCCUGAGGUCAACCUCAGGCUGCUCAGCCUGGAGAGGGACAUCAGCGAGAAGAACGAGCAGAUUGAGGAGCUGAAGGAGCAGAUGGCGGCGCUGCAGAGAGGCUCCGGCGAGGUGCUGAAACAAUCCCUGGGCGAGCGGGACCUGAAGAUCGCCAGCCUGAGAGCUCAGCUGGAGAAACUGAAGAGGGACAGCAGCGCAUCUGCAGGCCUGGUGACCAACUUGCAGAAGGACCUGUCCACGCAGGAGAAGAAGGCUCUCGCUCUGGCCGCCGAGGUGGAGAGGUUGCGGCAGGACAUGCGGCGCAAGGAUGCGCAGCUGGCAAACAUGACCAGCAAGUUUUCACAGGUGAAGGAGAGCGCCAAGGUGCAGGAGGAGCUGCGUGCACGGGAGAAGGAUGUGGAGGUUCUGCAGAAGAGACUUGAGGAGCUGCAGCAAACUCGGAUACAGAUGCAGACAGCGCUGGUGCAACGGGCCACGGAACGGGACGCGCUAAAGGUCGCGCUGGACGUAGAGCGGAAGGAGAAAGCCUCCCUGGGGGCGGAGCUUGACGAGACCAGGCGGAAGGAGCAGGAGGCCAUCACGCAGCUCAAACAGUCGCAGGAAUGGGUGGAGAGGCUCAGCAGUCAAAUCAUCCAGGCUGUAUCUCGCACGCCAGGGGGGUCACCUUUCCAGGGCACUCUGUCUGACCAGCAGAUGGUCCAGCAGAUGACGGAGAUCAUCAGGGAGGGAGAGGCUCUGAGGAACAAGGUGAAGGAGCUGCAGGAGGAGCUGGAGGAGGCAGCUGCCCAGCGGGACAGCAGGAUCGCAGAGGAGCACACGCUGAAGAACUUGAUGGAGGAAGGAAACGCUCGCUUGCGGGAGGCGCUCUCGGUCCCUGCGCUCCACAGGGAGGUGACGGCUCUAAAAGCACUGCGCGUUCCAGCAGCCCUCGCCUGGGUACACGCGACCACGGUUGGCAUGCUGGACUGCCAGCUCACCCAGGUGGAGGAAGCGACUCGGGCCCUGUUGCAUGCUGGGAUAGAUGUGUCCAACUCUGAAGAAUAUCCAGCUGGCAUCUCUGGUGGAAUCCAGGCCCUCUGUGAACGUCAGCAGCAGUGUGAAGAUGACCUCAGAGCCCUGCAGGAAGAGCUGCAGGCAUCUCAGAAGACCCAGAUUCAGAGCAAGGAGAAGCACGCCAAGGAGCUGCAGGAGCACCUGGAGUCCAUCAAGGAGGAACACGCCAAGGAGCUGCAGGAGCGUCUGGAGUCCCUCAAGGAGGACCACUCAAAGGAGCUUCAGGAGCGUCUGGAGUCCCUCAAGAAGGACCAUGCAAAGGAGCUUCAGGAGCAUCUGGAGUCCCUCAAGGAGGACCAUGCGAAGGAGCUUCAGGAGCGUCUGGAGUCCCUCAAGGAGGACCACGCGAAGGAGCUUCAGGAGCAUCUGGAGUCCCUCAAGGAGGACCAUGCCAAGGAGCUUCAGGAGCAUCUGGCAUCCCUCAAGGAGGAGCUCGAGAAGCAGGAGCAGCAGAAGCUGGAAGCCCAGAAAGAGGAGGAAGUCAGACUGAAGCUUCAGCUGGAGGAGAUGAGGGAGAAGUUGGAGUCGGCUCAGACAGCGGAGGCCACCUUACGUGAGCAAGUCCGGACCCAGGAGGCGGAGCAGGAGGCGCGGCUUGCGGAGGCAGAGCAGAAGGGGGCGGAGUCUGAAAGGAAGUGCUGGAUGUCUCUGGAGGAAGAGUACCGGGAGCAGGUCCGGCAGCACGCGCACACCAUCGUGGCCAUGGAGGAGAAGAUCGUUGAGCUCAGACAGAGCCUAGGAGACAACGACAAGGAGAGGGACGGCCUGAGGGAGCAGCUGAGAGAUGUGGAGGAGAAGUUGAAACAGGGUGAGGCAGAAAAGGCGACCGAAGUGCAGGCCCUUGAGGAGAAGAUCACUGCGCUCAGGGACGCUCUGGCCGAGGCCAGGAAGGAGGCGGACGACCGGGGAGAAGUCAUCGCCGCCCUCAGCCGGGACCUGUCCACAGCCAACGCCAGGUUGUCCGACAACGCAGAGGUGAGCGAGCAGCAGAAGACCGAGCUGGAGCAGCAAAGGGCCCUCGUGGUCCAGCAGAAGGUCCACCUGGGCACGCUCACGCAGAAGCUGGGCCAGAUGUCCCGGCUGGUGGACCAGAAAGGGGCGGAGCUUCAGCGAGCCCGAGAGGAGCUCAGGCUGUGUCGGGAGGCCCAGCAGGACCGUGUCGGCCGAGAGAGGCAGGAGGGACUCGACCCAAAACGCACCUGUGCGGAAUGCCAGGCCACGGCACAAUCCGUGACCUCGAGGCUGUGUGACCACCAGAUGGCGCUGAUGAGACAGCAGCCCAACGGACUGGGAGCGCAGAGGACAGAUGGACAGGGGUCGGACACCACUUGCCAGCAUGGCCUCCUAGCCCCUGCGGCGAUGUGUGGGGAGACCCUGGAGCGCACAGCCAGGCUGGACCUGUCCGACACCCUGGACCUGAGCGAAAGGACGUACCUGGAGCUGGUGCGUGCCCUGAGCGAGGUGCUGGAGCUGAGUGAGGAGCGUCUCUCGGGUAGCGCUUCCCUCAAGUACCUGCCCCGGGAGGAGAGGGAGCGCGUCGCCACCUGCAGGCUGAGGGACCUGGAGGUGCUGCGAGGCCAGGCCCAGCGGCGAGAGGAGCAGCUGCGGGAGUACCAGAGGGACCAGCGAACCUGGAGGGAGAGCCAGGCGGCGGAGCAGCGCCUCCAGGGCAGGGUGGACAGCCUGAGAGAGGGUCUGCAGGCAGAGCGCCAAGAGAGCGCCCUGCUCCGCGAGGCUCUGCGUCGGACCCGGGACCGUCUGGAGCGUGAGGUCACCCUCAACAGGACCGUCAAGGAGCGCAAGGCUGCCGUUCUGGACCGGGGUCCGAACAAGAGUGGGAGGGUGGUCGCUCACAGCUGCGUGCAGCCUGGGCUUCGUGACAAGGUGGCCUCCAGGAAGCCCUGCUUGCAGGAGAAGCUCCGGAGGAAGGAGUACGAGACGGAGGUCCUGAAGGAGCAGUUGAGGAGGAAGGAGCAGGAGCUCCAUGAUGCCACCUGUGCUCUGGAGGCCGCGACCCCUGCUGACCCUCAAGCAUCGUGGGAACAACAGUGUCCCGAUCCCAUGUCUCUGACCUCAGUGGAACUCAUGGCAACUCCACUUGUGUAGUUCUUAAAAAAGAGCUAAUUUUACAGUCAGAAUUUUCUUCUUUGUUCAACUUGCUGACGGCUGAGGGUUUCACAGGGAUCUGGAACAUUCUCAGCGGAACCCGUGUCUCGUGUUUCCCCAGGACCGAGGGAAAGGGGGCUCGUUCAGCACUUACUUACCCGACUGAAAGUGUGUGAGAGUUAAAAAGGUGGCGCUGGGACAAAGUGAUGCGAGGCCUUUCAGGGGACGCCGUCUACACCCUGGCGGAUCUUUACCCCCCCCACCCCCGCAUCAUCAGCCUCCCUCUCCCUAGACGAUGUCUCACCCACUUUCUUUGUCCUCCCAACAGCCUCAUUUGCAUGUUUUUUAAAACCAUUGUUCACUCAGCAUCGUUAACCACUUUUCUAAUGCAGGGUCACAGUGGUCCAGAGUCUAUCCUGGAAACAUAAGGUGUGAGGCAGGGUACACCCUGGACCGAAUGUCAGUGCAUUGUGGGGCAAUCUCUCACACACACAUACACACAAAAAAAAUAUGAUUUUGUUGUCAAGUUAUUUGGCACUAAUGAGAAUAAAUUGACAAAUUAAUAAGUUGUGUUAAACAGGAGAUAACAAUGACUGUCUGAAAUCUUGUGCUGAUACAGCCCCCCCCCC
This is a messenger RNA of Scleropages formosus (Asian bonytongue), 4736 nucleotides long. RefSeq names its product forkhead-associated (FHA) phosphopeptide binding domain 1 (gene fhad1). Lineage: Eukaryota; Metazoa; Chordata; Actinopteri; Osteoglossiformes; Osteoglossidae. The record is from RefSeq and is a predicted model, not a curated record. The transcript has 28 exons. Bases 142 to 4107 code for a protein of 1321 amino acids. Gene Ontology annotation, molecular function: protein binding.